Messenger RNA from Mytilinidion resinicola, 1092 nucleotides. RefSeq names its product HET-domain-containing protein. The transcript has 2 exons. The record is from RefSeq and is a predicted model, not a curated record. The annotation marks the transcript as partial. NCBI's taxonomy places the organism in Eukaryota, Fungi, Ascomycota, Dothideomycetes, Mytilinidiales, Mytilinidiaceae.
AUGUCUUUAGGUUGCCUUGACUCGGUCCUCUCUAUCUUUAGAGUGUUGAGCUGCAAACGAGAGACUGGAUAUGAGGCUUUGACAGAAGCGACGUCUGCUUGCCAGCCUGCUUGCGAGCCAUACGAGUACGAACCGCUUCCCGGGGAUGAGUACACUAGACUCUUGGAAUUUCAACCCGGAAGAGGGAUAAUAUCAUGCAAGCUCUUGCCAGUGAGCAUUGAAAAUGCCAGAGGGACCUACGAAGCAAUCUCUUACGUCUGGGGAGAUGCGGCGGACACGAUCGACAUUACGUGCGAUGGAAUGCUUCUUUCAAUCACCCAAAACCUCGGCGACGUGCUCCGUAGAAUCCGGGGUGGCCAAGAGCCAAGGCUGCUCUGGGCCGACGCGAUUUGUAUCAACCAGAAUGAUAAGAAGGAGCAGGGCCACCAGGUGGAGAGAAUGGGACGAAUAUACGAAAACGCAUCGAGAGUUCUGAUUUGGAUCGGCAAGGACGACGGAGCUGCGCGACGGUUGUUGAAGAUGCCUUUUGUUCCUCAAAAUGGUGGCCGAUUGCCUGAGGAUACCAGAGUGUGGAAUAGUGUCCGUAACCUCACUGAGCAUGCCUGGUUUGGGCGUGUCUGGGUCCUGCAAGAAGUUGGACUUGCCGCAUCCGCUCUUUUUCUAUAUGGGGACUUCUGGAUGGAUUGGUGCGAACUCGCCAAAUUCAUACUUCUAACCUCACUGCACAGUGAGCUCGCUCAUUAUACGAAUCCAGAUGUCUCGCAAAGAUUUACACAGACAUAUCAUUCCCUGUGGAAAGCUUAUAGCAAUCCUACAUCUUGGAGAGCGGAGCUUACUUCCAUCACAAAAGGAUUUCUCGAUAAUCAGGUGGCCUACAUCGACAUCUUAGAGAACGGACGCAGGUAUCAAACCACCGAUCCAAGAGACCAUGUUUACGCGUUCCUCGGACACCCGGCUGCUAGACUCCAGGACGGCCGCCAGAUAGUGACAGUCGAUUAUAAAAAGUCGGUGGACGAUGUAUACUUUGAGACAGCGCGCGCGAUGAUAGAAAACGGACCACAUCCGUGGAUGGUGCUUGCCACUGUGAACCAC